Molecule: messenger RNA, 3059 nt
Organism: Plutella xylostella (diamondback moth)
Lineage: Eukaryota; Metazoa; Arthropoda; Insecta; Lepidoptera; Plutellidae
Gene: Hip14
Product: palmitoyltransferase Hip14
Molecular function (GO): palmitoyltransferase activity; protein binding
Source: RefSeq, a predicted model, not a curated record
AUGUCAACACUGUAAAAAAAACUAUCCGAUGAAAGGAAAUGUCAAUAAAAAUGAAUUUUCGUCGUCAAUCGUUUUGAAUUUUGAAGUGAUUAUUGUUUUGAAAUCAGAACCCUCGCUUUUACGACUACCGAAUGACGAUGCCUUCCUCCCCCGGUGCAGCCUGAAGUAACAAUGUACGACAGCACGUGCGGGGCCGCGGCCAGCGGGCAGUGCGGCAAGAUGCAGCCGGAGAGCGACGGGCCCCCGGCGCGCGAGCCUCCGCCGGCGCCGCUGGAGCGCGACUACAGCGGCUUCGACAUCGUGAAGGCGACGCAGUACGGCGCCUUCUCCCGCGUGAAGGAGCUGGUGGAGGCGGGCUGGGACGUGAACCAGCCGGACCACGAGACGGUGACGCUGCUGCACUGGGCCGCCAUCAACAACCGGCGCGAGAUCAUCCAGUACCUGCUGAGCAAGGGCGCGGCGGUGGACGCGGUGGGCGGCGAGCUGCAGGCCACGCCGCUGCAGUGGGCGGCGCGGCAGGGGCACCUGGAGGCCGUGGUGCUGCUGGCGCGCGCCGGCGCCGACCCCGCGCUGCGCGACGCGGAGGGCUGCGCCAGCCUGCACCUCGCCGCGCAGUUCGGGCACACGGCCGUGGUGGCGUACCUGGUGGCGCGCGGCGUGUCGCCCGACGCGCCCGACGCGGGCGGCAUGACCCCGCUCAUGUGGGCGUGCUGGAAGGUGUCGGCCGUGGACCCCACGCGCCUGCUGCUCACGCUGGGCGCCUCCACGCGCCCCGCCGACCGCUCGCACGGGAACACCGCGCUGCACUGGGCCAUACUCGCACGGAACACCACCGCUAUAUCUACUCUUUUACUCUAUGGCAAUGCAAGUUUGGAUGUGCCUAACCAGCGAGGUGUGACUCCACUCACCAUGCUGCAGACCAACGCAGACUCCCUGUGGGUCGGCUCCAAGGUGGCCGAGAAGAUCAAAGAGCACAUGCUCGCCACCACUAGGAAGAAUAUAUUUAGACGUCUCAUGUAUGACAAGAAAUUCAGAUGGUGGGUGGUGGUGGUGAUGCCGUUCAUAGCCUUCUACAUAACCGGACUGAUAUUUGAGAUGGAUGCGCUGUAUCUUAUUAAGUUCUUCCUCAUCUCGUGUUUCUACGCGCUCCUGCACUUUGUAGGCCAGGCCCUGUUUGACGAGGAACUGAAGAAUCUACUGCCGCUCAGUGUCUAUUUAGCAACUAAGGCGUGGUUCUACAUCACGUGGCUAGCGUUCAUCGCGCCGGUGGUGGGUCCGGGGCCCACGGCGGGCUUCCUGCUGUGCUCGCUCGGCCUCUGGUACACCUUCCUCAAGUCCUGGCGCUCCGACCCCGGAGUCAUCACCGCCAGUAAGACUGACAAGUUCAGAACAAUAAUCGAGCUCUCGGAGAAGGUGCGCGGCGGGUUCGAGCCGGCGCGGUUCUGCUCGGCGUGCCUGGUGCGGCGGCCGCUGCGCAGCAAGCACUGCAGCGUGUGCGACCGCUGUGUCGCGCGGUUCGACCACCACUGCCCCUGGGUCGGGAACUGUAUAGGUGAGAAGAACCACCAGUACUUCAUCGGCUUCCUGGCGUGCCUGCUGGUGAGCUGCGGCUGGCUGGUGUGGGGCUCGCUGCAGUACUACGCGGCGGCGUGCCCGGGGGCGGGCGCGGGGGCGGGGGCGCUGGGGGCCGCGGGGGCCGCCGCCGCCUGCAACCCGUGGCUCACGUGGGUGCUGCUCAACGCCGUCUUCCAUCUGUUCUGGGUCACCGUGCUCACGUGCUGUCAGCUGUACCUGGUGAUCUGCCUCGGCAUGACGACGAACGAGCAGCUGAACCGCGGGCGCUACCGGCACUUCCAGGCGCGCGGCGGCCGCUCGCCCUUCUCGCGCGGGCCGCUGCUGAACUGCGCCGACUUCUUCCAUCUGCGGCUGUGCGGGCCGCCGGCGCCGCGGGACUGGGCCGGGCUGGACGGCGGCGGCGGCGGCGACUGCGAGCCCAUGCUGCCCAGCCAGUACGUCUGAGCCACGCCCGCCGCUGGUGAUGGCGAGUUCGUCUAGGCGACAGCUCACUGUCAGUCGACAAGCUAGUGUUGAGAGUUCGGUUGGACGUUUGCUAGUUUCGCAUUGCACCGUCAUCGCACGCACGCGGGUGUGACGUUCCGCGCUCGACUCACAUUCCAUUUUUUUAGUUGACUUGCGCUGAAGUGCACAAAGGGACUUUAAGCUAAGGUCGACCUUAGUAUUGCUGCCUUGUUAUAGCAGUAUAAGGACAGAAAUAGAUUUAAAGCCGACAUUUGCUUAGUUCCUUUGUGCAUCUCGGCAUUAUAAUCUGACGUUGAAUCCAGCGGGAUAUUAAAAGACACUUGCACAAGCUCGAUGCACUGUUGUAGAGUAUUUUUUUAUCGUCGGCCGAGCACCGCACUGUAUUAGGAUUAUUGUUUAGUCUUCAUAAAAUACUCAUCAUUUUAGUUGUUUAGUUUUGCUCAAUUUCACAAUAACAUUUCAUAUUUAUUUGCUUUGCUAAAUGUCGACUGACAUCCGUGAAUAACAUCGAACGUGACUUCAACAAAACUGUUUCAGUAACUACUUCAUCUUAAAUUAUACCAACAUAAACUUCAUAUUAAAUUUUUGAAAUCAUAUCAAAAGAUGUUAAAAUAGUUCAGGGUGAAGAAGUUAAAAGAAUUAGUUAAAAAUCAGUCUUUCAGAUUCACGGCGAGCGAGGAGCCAUCACUAGUCGGUGUCAAACGAACAUUCUUUUCGUAGAUGAACUGUUUUUGUUAGUUUCUAACAGUGUCUUUUUAGAGGAAAUGCUAAUACAAAGUGGAAUAGGUAGAGGCCCUUCAUGGAUUUAUUUUGAAUACGGGAUGGUGAUAGUGUCAUUACGGCCAUAUUGUGUACAAGUGUGGUACAGGUGCGGUGGUGGAGUGAGUGUGAAUUUUUGAGGCAAAUAUUGUUGUUGCUACUUAUCGGUGUUACAAUGCAAUGUGAUUUUUCUUAAAUCUUACAUAAUCAUAAGUUAGCAUAAGUAUUUUUUUGUCGUUUAUAUCGGCUUUUCGAUAGUA